Messenger RNA from Caenorhabditis angaria, 1942 nucleotides. Lineage: Eukaryota; Metazoa; Nematoda; Chromadorea; Rhabditida; Rhabditidae. The record is from the annotation of a GenBank genome assembly.
AUGUUCAAAUCGGUGAAACGUGCAAGAUUGGCUUCAGAAACUUCGAAAGAUUGGCUCGAAAUGCCACCGGAAAUGCGAGAAAUGGUUAUCAAAAGAAUGGAUGAGAAAACGUUGUGUCAAUUUUCAGCUUGCUCGAAAUUGUCGCGCGCUGGAGCCAAGCGAUCAGGAAAAUUUAUGAGUGGUAUUAUCUUUGGAAAUAAUUCAUUGGACAUCAAACACGGUUCGCAUUGUGCUUAUCGUCUCGAAUUUAUUGAUGUUCCUGAAAGCGCAAUCGACCAAACAAUGGUGCUGUACAAAACGUAAGUUUCUAAGUAGCUAAUUAAUUUUUGCAAAUAUUUUUUUUCAGAAGAAUACCAGCAGCACCUGAACAAUUCGGAAAUUGUGUAUUUAUUGUGAAAUGGGGCGAAGUUGUUAAUGGAACGCCACAAGAACUUCGAGAAAAAUAUAUUAUUGAUCAUUUUCGAAAAUACGGAGAUAACAUUCGAGAAUUUGUAAUCGAGGUAUAAAACUAAUCCAAUAAUACGUUUAAAUAUUACAAAUUUAAGUUUUUCAGGAUAAAUCAUGUGCACCGAAUGGGAUCGAUUUCAGAAGUUUGAAAAAUCUCGAAAUAAUUGAUCUUGCAUUCUGCGGCGAUUUGUUCGAAGGAAUUGAAAUGAAUCAAGUUUGUUUCAACGAAAAAUAUAUUUUCUGCUCAAUAAAAACACUUUCCAGCUUUUGAAUGCGAAAAAUAUCAACUCAUUCAAUCGCCUCUUCACAUUUGAUCAAUUCAUUCAAUUCAAUGGUAACUGUGCUUCCAUUAAAAUGCAUCAAUUUAAUGAAGAAACAAUCACCAGAUAUUUGAAUAUUUUGAAAACUUCUGACGUUCAUAAAAAUCUCAAAGAAUGCACGAUUUCAAUUGCGGACUCGAAUAAAAGAUUUCCGACUGCUGGAUUUUAUAAGGACUUAUCCAAACAUUUCACUAUAAAAUUUUCAAAAACUACUGAGUAAGGAAGUUAUGCAUUAUUGAAAAUAUUUCAAAUUUGUUUUUUUUUCAGAGACGAAUCGUAUCUGUCGAUUAGCUUGAACUUUGCAAAAAUAUCUAUAAUUUUUUUUGGAGGUUUACAAGGAAAGGUUUUCAAUGUUCCCCCAAGGAAAAAAUCGAGAGUAUGUGGAAUGUUGAGGGUUCCCAUGGGUAAGAAAAACCCUAACGGGAAUAAGGAGAAAAAUGCCUUGUUUUAGAAAAUUUUGGUGUUAUUGAUUUUUGCCAUGAAAUUUUUCAGAAAAAUCGAAACUUUUUUCAAAAUUGAUGAAAAAUUUCAGUCUAAAAAUCCAUUUGUAGCGCAAACGGCGUACUUUAGUAUUACUUCGACUAAAGUUAGGAAUAAAAUAAUUUUGGUCCCAAAAGUCCACUAAAUCAAAAAUCCAGUUUGAAAAAUUCAUAGAAAAUCAACGUUUUCGUUGUGAAGGAGAAGUUUGUGUGAAUCGAGACUAUGAUUUUUGGAUUCUACGGACCAAAUUACGUCUGUUGACCGUCAUAUAUUUUUCAAGUUCCGUUCAUUUGAAAAUGGAAAAAAUUAUUUUUUGUGUUUUUUGGUGACCAUUUGAUCAGAAAAACCCCGACUAAAAAAACCAAAUUUCAAAAAAUGUCUAAUUUUUUGAUAAAAAGUUUCACAAACACGUAAUCGACCAUUCUGAACAACUUCCACGACUCAAAAUUUCAUGAAAUAGAUUCAAAAUCGAGUUACAGAUGCUCUAAAAAUCAAAAAAUGGUGUAAAAAUCGACCUAAAAUACAUUUUUCUCGAGAAUAAGGCAUUUUUCUCCUUAUUCCCGUUAGGGUUUUUCUUACCCACGGGAACCCUCAACAUUCCACAUACUCUCGAUUUUUUCCUUGGGGGAACAUUGAAAACCAUUCCUUGUUAGUCAGAAUUGAUCGCACAGAAAAUAAAUGAUGAUAUGGAAUGA